Molecule: messenger RNA, 504 nt
Organism: Kazachstania africana CBS 2517
Lineage: Eukaryota; Fungi; Ascomycota; Saccharomycetes; Saccharomycetales; Saccharomycetaceae
Gene: IMP2
Product: endopeptidase catalytic subunit
Exons: 1
Coding region: 1-504 (167 amino acids)
Biological process (GO): mitochondrial respiratory chain complex assembly
Cellular component (GO): mitochondrial inner membrane peptidase complex; membrane
Molecular function (GO): serine-type endopeptidase activity
Source: RefSeq, a predicted model, not a curated record
AUGAAACGAUAUACAAAGUUGGUACUCCUCACAAUAUCGUGGUUACCGGUAGCGAUGACAACAGCAGAACUAGUCAAUAUAUCGAAAAUAAAUGGGAAAUCAAUGAGACCAACUCUUAAUCCGAGCGAUAAAGAUACAGAUUGGGUUAUCCUGAAAUUGUUCAGGCCCGCAAAGAAUCUUCAACGAAACGAUAUAAUACUAUUCAAAUCACCAUUUGACCCAAAAAUAUUAUUUUGUAAACGUGUAAAAGGUUUAGACAAGGAUUUAAUUAGAUUGGAGCAUGAGAAUAUAAGAGUACCGCGAGGUCAUAUCUGGGUCGAGGGGGAUAAUGUUCAUUCAGUUGAUAGCAGGACAUUCGGGCCGAUCUCGAAAGGGCUAAUCCUAGGGAAAGUCAAGUGUAUUGUAUGGCCGCCAAGGAGGUGGGGCACUGAUUUGAAUAAAUGGGCAGGAAGAGACGCAAUGGUUAAUGAGGAUGAUAAAAUGCAUUUUAUAGAUAGUGAAUGA